CACUUUAAUGGUUGCUGCAAAUCCAGCAGCCAUAUGAUCUACCAUGGCAAACUUAUCUGUUAGUUUGUUGUUUCUGCCCCCAUUGGGUGUCCUGUAGCUUUCCUUUAAAUUAUUAAACUGUUAUUCUCAGGCAUCUUUUUCCUUAGCUAUUGUGAUUUGUUUGGCAUGCUCAUGAGAGGCCAUUAAAAUAUUCCAGUGAGAGUUUGCCUGGGGAAUCUUAAUCUUCCAUCUGCCAUGACAGAUUUAUCAUUCCAAGCAAGUCAUGGCUUCAAGUUGUGAGAGAAACUGAGGAUCUGCUGAGGAAGUUGGCUGACAGAAGAACUCAGGUAAGUGAAUCCUUGUUUGAGAUCAUUUCUUGGAAGAUUCAGCCUACUAGAAUCACUAGAACCUCCAAAUUCGGUCGAUGGAAGGAUUUCUCCAUCAGGAUUACAAAGAAUGCAUAUCAGUGAAGAAGGUGAUGCUGAAGCAGGAAGAAACUUUCAGGCACCAGGUCCAAGAACUUCAUCGCGUGUACCGAAUUCAGAAAUUGUUGAUGAGAGAUGCACAGCCAAACUGCAAGUUCUUGAGACAAACAGAUCGAACUAGCUCAGGCAAAGGGACACCUGAACACUAUAAAGAACCAAAGCUUGAUCCGGAUGAAGAAAGUAGUGACUUGGAGCUGACACUUGCUACUGGAAGCAGUACAAGCCAAUGGAAGAAGAGAAGUGCUUCAUAUAAUUCACACUCUGGAUCAAGUUUCUCUUCAACCUCAGACGAAUCGGCCGGUAGGAAGCUGAAGAACGGUGACUGGGUUGUGCCACAAGAUUUCGGGAGAUUCGAAGGCAAAAGGAAGAGUGCAGGUCUAAAGAUUGAGCAAAUGAGACAGCACGAAUUGAAUCAGCCUUCUUGGCUCUUCCUCUGUAAUAAGCAACACAGCAUGGUGACUUCUUUAGGAUUGUAAUGAAAGCUUGAAACGUAUUACAAUCAAUUCUACAAUGUUGAAAAACAUAGCUAUGCGAACAAA
Zingiber officinale is the source of this 1003-nucleotide messenger RNA. RefSeq lists its product as uncharacterized. The transcript is spliced from 3 exons. Lineage: Eukaryota; Viridiplantae; Streptophyta; Magnoliopsida; Zingiberales; Zingiberaceae. The record is from RefSeq and is a predicted model, not a curated record. Bases 404 to 940 code for a protein of 178 amino acids.